Molecule: messenger RNA, 633 nt
Organism: Ogataea parapolymorpha DL-1
Lineage: Eukaryota; Fungi; Ascomycota; Pichiomycetes; Pichiales; Pichiaceae
Product: rRNA-processing protein FCF2
Exons: 1
Coding region: 1-633 (210 amino acids)
Biological process (GO): RNA processing
Cellular component (GO): nucleolus
Molecular function (GO): RNA binding
Source: RefSeq, a predicted model, not a curated record
AUGUCUACGUUUUCGCCGAUCCCUGAGAGCGUGGCCUCCCAGGACAGCGUUUCGUCUGCUGAUGAGAUCGACAACGUUCCUGGUGUUGAGGACAUUUUUUCGCAGCUGCGCGAGGCCACAGGAGCAGCCAGUAAGCCUGCUUUGGAGGACUCUUUUGAAGAUAUACAGAAGGUGGCGAGUAGACUGCCGAAGCUGUCUUCUGGCGAGCUGCUGAGCGCACAGAAGCAAAGACGCAUUGCGAAGGUGGACGAUCCGAUCGAAGUUGCGCUGCCGAAAGAGCAAAAAGCGGCCAAAAGUGCCUCGGAACGCUGGUUUGAGCUGCCCAAGGUGGAACUCACAGACAAGCUCAAGAGAGACCUGAUAAUACUGAAGAACCGAGCGUCAAUCGACCCGAAGCGAUUUUACAAGAAAGACAAGUGGGAGAUCCCGGAGCGGUUCCAGGUGGGGACACUCGUUGGCGGGCCUACAGACUUCCAUAACAGAAUACACAGGAAGAGCCGCGGGACCGGGUUUGUUGAUGAGUUGUUGAAGGAUGAGCAGACGAGCGGAUGGUUGAAGAAGCGGUUUGAGGAGGUGCAAGUUAAGAAAGGAGGGCGCAAGGUGCGCAAACCAAAGAAGCGGAGCAGGCUGUAG